UCCCGGCCCGCAGCGGCGUUUCGGGCGGCCCCGCGGGGCGCCCAUGGGGCGGGGGCUGCGCGGCGCCGGCCGGCCCUAGGCUGCACGCAGCAUGCCGGCGCUGCGCCUGCUGUGGUUCGGCUGCCUGUGCAGCCUGUGCCUCGGGUACUUCGAGGGUCCGCUGUACCCCGAGAUGUCCAACGGCACCCUGCAUCACUACUUCGUCCCCGACGGGGACUACGAGGAGAACGACGACCCCGAGCGCUGCCAGCUGCUCUUCAGGGUGAGCGAGCAGCGGCGGUGCGGCGCGGCGGCAGCGGGCGAAGGGCUGAGCCUGCGGGAGGAGCUGACGGUACUGGGCCGGCAGGUGGAGGACGCGGGUCGGGUGCUGGAGGGCAUCGGCAAGAGCAUCUCCUACGACCUGGACGGGGAGGAGAGCUACAGCACCUACCUGCGCCGCGAGUCCGCCCAGAUCAGCGACGCCUACUCCAGUUCGGACCGCUCGCUGAGCGAGCUGGAGGGCAAAUUCCGGCAGGGCCAGGAGCAGGGCGGCCGCGAGGAAGCCCGCUUGGGCGACAGCUUCCUGGGGCUGCUGCUGCACGCCCGCGCCCUGCUCCGCGAGACCCGUGCCAUCUCCAGCGGGCUGCGGGACAAGCACGACCUGCUGGCCCUCACCGUGCGCAGCCACGGCGCCCGCCUCAGCCGCCUGAAGAACGACUAUCUGCGGGCCUGAGCCCGCAGCCUGCAGCCCAGGAUACCCCCCCCGGCCGCCCCGAAAACGCGUAUUUAUUGUAUAGGACCUCCCGAGUGAACGGCAGGUUUGUGUUGAGUAGAAGGGUGGAGGUACGUCUAAAAAGUUGCCCCGUAUCGUAGCGUGCAACGGACGGAGCGUUCUCCUCUUCCAGCGUCGGCUCUCGGCUCGCCGUGACACCCGCGUGUGCAGCAGGAGCGCAGACUCCUCCCGUUGUUACUGUCGUUCGGGGCGAACCCUCUGUUAACUCCUAACCUUGUGUAACGGCAUGUAUUGUACUCAUGUAAAGCAUUGUUCUGCUGCGUAACUCCAAACUGCGACUUCAUCUGCAUUCGGGAUAGCCGGGAUCUUAUUCUGGCAGGGUCUGUGCUCCUCGCGGCUUUGCUUAUCGGUGGCUCUAAGCAAUUGGAGCCCCAGAGCCAGCCAAAAAGGCUGAUGUCAGAUCCCAGGAAUGCCGGUUUUAUAGCAAGAAGAAGGAGCCCUAGCGGUGAUUGCAGUUUCAGGUCCCAAAUUCAGAGCCUGGUUUCUCAGAGCAUGUUUCUAAAGCAGACAGAAGGUUUUGGUCUGUUCCAGUGUAGCGACGUUUCCCAUUGGUGCCUUUGUACUUUUGCUAGCUAAGCUAUUAAUAAACCUAUUCGUGCUCCUGGACAAUAGCAGAAGUGCCUGGUGGGGAGGAGGGGGAGGAUUGUUUGGGUUCUCACACUCCUUGCUAUGUAAUCUUCAACUUGGGGUAAUGUGGCUACUGGAUUACAGACAGUGCAGGCAGCAUCGCUGCUUGGAUGAGAGAAGUUUGUGUUGUUUUAAUAAACGUUUGAAAACCGUGUUAAGGCACGCUGUUCUUGUACCCUUCUGCUUGAGACGCUCUUGACUUAAAACAUGCUGGUGUAAUGUGCCUCUCAGCAAAAAAAAAGAAAAAAAAAAUGUGACUGUGAGCAUGUAGAUCCUGCCAAACUAAAUAACUCGCUUUUUAGUGCAAACAAAUAAAAGUUUACAGACUCAA
Molecule: messenger RNA, 1730 nt
Organism: Tympanuchus pallidicinctus (lesser prairie-chicken)
Lineage: Eukaryota; Metazoa; Chordata; Aves; Galliformes; Phasianidae
Gene: FIBIN
Product: fin bud initiation factor homolog
Exons: 1
Coding region: 92-712 (206 amino acids)
Source: RefSeq, a predicted model, not a curated record